Molecule: messenger RNA, 614 nt
Organism: Lonchura striata (white-rumped munia)
Lineage: Eukaryota; Metazoa; Chordata; Aves; Passeriformes; Estrildidae
Source: RefSeq, a predicted model, not a curated record
GGACCAAGCAGGAGCUCGAGGACCUCACGGCCGACAUCAAGAAGACGGCGAACAAAGUGCGCUCCAAAUUGAAAGCCAUCGAGCAGAGCAUCGAGCAGGAGGAGGGCCUGAACCGCUCCUCGGCCGACCUGCGCAUCCGCAAGACGCAGCACUCGACGCUGUCCCGGAAGUUCGUGGAGGUGAUGACCGAGUACAACGCGACCCAGUCCAAGUACCGGGACCGCUGCAAGGACCGGAUCCAGCGCCAGCUGGAGAUCACCGGCCGCACCACGACCAACGAGGAGCUGGAGGAGAUGCUGGAGAGCGGCAAGCUGGCCGUGUUCACCGACGACAUCAAGAUGGACUCGCAGAUGACCAAGCAGGCGCUGAACGAGAUCGAGACGCGGCACAACGAGAUCAUCAAGCUGGAGAGCAGCAUCCGCGAGCUGCACGACAUGUUCGUGGACAUGGCCAUGCUGGUGGAGAGCCAGGGGGAGAUGAUUGACCGCAUCGAGUACAACGUCGAGCACUCGGUGGAUUACGUCGAGCGCGCCGUGUCCGACACCAAAAAAGCCGUCAAGUACCAGAGCAAGGCCCGGCGGGUCAGUGCGGCCACCGCGGGUGACCGGGGGUGA